Scatophagus argus is the source of this 10120-nucleotide messenger RNA. Its product is annotated as nucleosome-remodeling factor subunit BPTF-like. The record is from RefSeq and is a predicted model, not a curated record. The coding region runs from base 250 to 9183 and encodes 2977 amino acids. The transcript has 36 exons. Lineage: Eukaryota; Metazoa; Chordata; Actinopteri; Scatophagidae. Gene Ontology annotation, molecular function: RNA polymerase II cis-regulatory region sequence-specific DNA binding; zinc ion binding. Gene Ontology annotation, biological process: regulation of transcription by RNA polymerase II. Gene Ontology annotation, cellular component: NURF complex.
GCACUGGGGCCUGCUGUGUUUUCAACGGAGGGAGAGCUGAGAGGAAAAAUGGCGUCUGCAGGCGACCCAGAGCGGGACACCGGCCAUUCAGUUUGAGCUUUCCGCCCUGAAAUUGAGACCGGGGCUUGGUGGGGACCUAUCAGGAACCGUCACCAGAUCUGUUGGUUUUUUCUUUCCCGCUUUUCUCCGGUGUGCGUGGCUCAUUCGACCUCCGAGAUUGAAGCGGAACAGAAGAUACUCUCUCCUACAAUGAGGGGGAGAAGAGGAAGGCCGCCCAAACAAGCAGCUGUGAUGCGGGAAGGUUCACCCGGGCCAGUCCGCGGCUCUCGGGGCGGCAGGAGUAGAGGGAUGCGUGGACGGGGAAGAGGCAGAGGACGGGGUCGGGGGCGGGGAGGAAGUGGCGGCGUUUGCGGCACUGGCUCUGCUGAGGUGGAUACAGAAAUCUCCGGCCGAGAGAACUUUCAUUCGUCCCGGGGCCGCAGGAAAGUUGGAGCCUCAACCACGGCGACGGCCGCGGGAUCGCGGGGCAGAGGAGCCAGAGGGAGAGGCAGGGGUUCGAGAGGCGGCCGUGGCAGUAGAGGCGGAGUGAGGCGACCUCAGACCAAGGUGGUCUACGACGACAACAGCGACGAGGAGGACGAUAAUUUAAGCUACAGGUCAGACGAAGAUGAACUCCUGAACGACAACCCUUCGUCGGAUCUGGAAGAAGAGGAGGCCUUGGGAAACGACUCUGAUUAUCUGGAGGAACUACCAGAUGAUGAUGAUGCCAGCUACUGUACCGAGAGUAGUUUUAGGAGCCAUAGCACGCUCGGUAGCACCCCAGGCCGGAGAAAGAGUCGGGCGAUGCAACCGCAGUCUCCCAUCCUUGAGGCAAAUGACAUUCCUCCCCUUGAGCUUCCCAAGUCUUCUGAGGACCUCCUGGUCCCUACCUCACAGCUGCUCAACGUGUCUGCUGUCUAUGAAGUCCUUCGCAACUUUGGCUCCGUUCUGCGGCUCUCCCCAUUCCGGUUUGAGGAUUUCUGUGCUGCUUUGGCCAGUCAGGAGCAGUGCACAUUGCUGGCAGAGACCCACAUCUCACUGCUCAAAGCUAUUCUCAGAGAGGAGGAUACUUCCAACACCACAUUUGGUCCAGCCGACGUGAAGGACUCCGUCAACUCCACUCUGUAUUUUGUGGAUGGUAUGACAUGGCCAGAGGUGUUGCGGGCGUACUGUGAGAGUGAUCCGGAGUACCGGCAUAUUCUGCCUUUCCAGGAGGCUGAGGAUUACCCAUAUGAACCGUUGGAGAGCAAAGUCAAAGUUCUCCAGUUUUUGGUGGACCAGUUCUUGGCAACCAACAUUGCCCGAGAGGAGCUAAUGUCAGAAGGAGUGGUUGCCUACGAUGACCACUGCAGGGUAUGCCAUCGCCUUGGUGACUUGCUGUGCUGUGAGACAUGUUCAGCAGUUUACCAUCUGGAGUGUGUGAAGCCGCCGUUGCAGGAAGUGCCAGAGGACGAGUGGCAGUGUGAGGUGUGUGUGGCUCACAAGGUACCCGGUGUGGCGGAUUGCAUCCCCGAGGCACAGAGGAGCAGACCAUUUAUUCGACAACUGCCAGUCGGCUUUGACCGACACCGCCGCAAAUACUGGUUCCUUAACCGCCGUAUUGCUGUUGAGGAGGACGGUGAGCAGGAGGACAAAACCAUCUGGUACUAUAGCACCAAGGUUCAGCUUGCUGAGCUCAUAGAUUGUUUGGAUAAGGAGUACUGGGAGGCGGACCUGUACGCAGCACUCGAGGAGAUAAGGGACGAGGUGCACACGCAUAUGGACAUCACUGAAGACUUAACCAACAAGGCCCGUGGCAGCAACAAGUGUUUUCUCACUGCUGCUAAUGAGGAGAUCCUCGAGCGGUUGCGGGCUAAGAAGGAGGAGGAACUGGAAGAGGUAAAGAGACGGGCAGCUGAGGAGGCCCAGAAAGCACGACUGGAAAAGGAGAAGAAGGAGGUGGAUGUCGAGAAGGAAGACGAGGAAGCUAAAUUCAAGGAUGAGGCGCAGCAGGAGAGCAAGGUCAAAGCUCUGACAAGGGAGGAGGAGCAGGAGGAGGCAAAAGAAGCGCUCACGGAAGAGAAAAAGGAAGGCGUCAGAAUGGGAGUUGAAGCUCCACCCACUGGCCAAGAAGGCGGUAGUGGCAGUAGAAUCCCUGAUGGACCUAUACUUCCAGCAACCACUGCUCCAACACAAAGCACCCACACUGCUGUGAGCUAUAGCCCGGCCACUGGUUCUCCAAAACCCCCAGCCUCCACCGUAGAGGCUCUGAUAGAGGGAUGUUCCCAUAUGGAGGUCUCUGACAACACCAAAGAAAGCCCACCAUCGAAUUCUGUCCCCGUCAGUGGAGACGACAUCCCCAGCCUGAGCCAGCCCACCCAAGCAAAUGAGGAGAAUAGUAAUAGCAGCAUGGGAGCUGGGGUCCCUCCCAGGGGUCCUGAACCUCCAGACCUGGCUGACAAGUCCUCCCAGUCAUCCCUUGCCAGCCUUGAUGACACAGUGGACAGUAAGGACUCGGCCAACGGCGAUACAACAGGCCUCAGCAGUAAGAAGUCUUCAGCGACUCGAAUGGUGACCCGGCUGAGGAAUCCAGAGAGCAAGCUGAGCCAGCUAAAAAAUCAGCAGGUGGCUGCUGCUGUCCACGAAGCCAACAAGGGGUUCAAAGAGGGCAAAGAGGUACUAGUAGUAAAUGCACAAGGUGACAUCACUCGUGUCAGCACACGCAACAGCAAGGACGUGGUGAUGAAGGGGACUCUCAGCCAGUACUUCAAACUUGGCCAGGAGGGGAAAUAUCGUGUCUAUCAUAACCAGUACAGCUCCAAUGCUGUGGCACUCAACAAGCACCAGCACAGAGAGGACCACGACAAGAGGCGGCAUCUCUCCCACAAGUUCUGCAUGACCCCAGCAGGAGAGUUCAAGUGGAACGGGUCCAUUAAUGGCUCUAAGGUUCUGACCAUCUCCACACUGAGACUCACCAUCAUCCAGCUGGAGAACAAUGUUCCAGCACCAUUCAUGCAUCCUAACUGGGCCUCUCACAGGACCAAUUGGAUCAAAGCAGUCCAGAUGUGCAGUAAGGCCAGAGAGUUUGCUCUGGCUCUGGCGAUCCUGGAGUGUGCCAUCAAGCCUGUGGCUAUGCUGCCUCUCUGGAAGGACUCACUAGGCCAUACCAGGUUAAACCGCAUGACAUCCAUGGAGCGUGAGGAGAAAGAGAAAGUAAAGAAGAGGGAGAAGAAGUUGGAGGAUGAGGAGACAAUGCAGCAGGCGACGUGGGUCAAGUACACCUUCCCAAUCAAACAUCAGGUGUGGAAGCAGAAAGGAGAGGAGUAUCGUGUCACUGGCUAUGGGGGCUGGAGUUGGAUCAGUAAGACUUACGUGCACCAGUUUGUUCCCAGACUUCCUGGCAACACCAACGCUAACUACCGCAAAGAACUGGAAGAUGCUAAACUUGGCAAGAAAUGUACCCUGUUGGACUUGAGUCGACGGACCAGCGUAGCUGAACCAGAACCUCAGGGAGCUGCUGUCCUAAGUUGUGAGGCAAAAGUUCAAGACUCCUCUAGCAUCUCUGAGCCCACAACAGAUCAUUUUAUGUCUGUCAAAGAUAUGGAGUCUAAUGAGAGGAUGGAAGAAGAAGAGAAAGAAGGGGCGGAUGAAAGAGAAAAGUCAGAGGAACUAUCAGCUGAUGAAUCACCCGUAAAGAUGGAGGUGGACCCCACAGAUUCGCGAUCAGAUGAAGAGCAAAGGUCCAGUGUUCAGAAGGAAAAGGCUUCCAUGAAGGAAGAGCGUACAGAGAGCCCCACACGACCCUUUAACUACGACGUAGUGGACGUUAGCAAGGGCUUCCUCACCCGCAUAGCUUACAAGAAGAAGGUCAAGUGCUCCAAGCUGGACAGCCUGUUGGAGCGACGUUUGAAGCAACACGUGAUUGAAGAGAGGCAGAGGCAGCGGGUGUCUGCCUCCAAUCCCCAGGUUCCUACACCAGUUUCAUCCAUUUCAGCUCCCACCCUGACCACUCCUGUCCGGUCACGGUCACCGCUCAAACCCCAUCCUCUUGUUCAGAGACAGCUCACGCUGGGUGAAGCUGUGAAAGUGGAGGAGAAAUCUUCCACAACACAAACUCCAGAACCAGGAGAAGUUGGAGUGCGAGAGGUUGAAGGGGAGAGUCAGGCUGAACUCUCUAAAACUACAGAUGAAAUAGACAGUUGCAGUACAGGUACAGGUGAAGAGUCAGCAUCACCUCAAAACCAAAUCACCUCCAUGGCCCAGGAACUGGAGGCAGACUUAGUGGGAAGGACUAUGGGGCCAAAAGAAGCUAAUUCAGGCACUUCAGGGCAAAAGAAUGUCAAGCUGCCUGAUGCACAGGAAGCAAAAGCAGGGGGAAUUUAUAGCUCUUCGGAGCAACAAAUAGCCGGUGUACCAUCAGAUGUUAUCAAGACUGCACAUAUUGAAAGUACAGGGACAGAUAUACCUAACUUGAAAAUGGAUUCUCUAAGGACAUCUAUAACUGUUUUUGACCAAAAAAGCAGUCAAAACACAUCUCCUUCUAAACUUAGUCAGCAAACCCCAGAAACAUUAAGCUCAGUGCAUUCGGGUACAGAGGAAAAUGGCAUGGGGCCAGUGGAAAACCUAGAAAAUAUGCAAGGCGUUGGAAAAGGUAAAACCGAAUGCAAUAGAACUCCCGAGCCAGUUUCUCCCCUCCCUCAGGUAAAUGGUAAUGAUGGCACGGGAAGUGAAAGCACGUUGAGUAACUCUGUAAUGAGCUCAAAUAAUGGUGUGCUUACUAACAGUACGCAGCCCAGAGUGAACAGUGUUGGUAAGGUUGGAGAACAAGGACCGGUUGUCUCGUUGAAGGACAGCACACAGCAAAAGCUUCUAGUGAAUGGGGAUUUGUCACAGGUAAAUAAUAGUACAGAGAUUGGGACUGAGGAACCAAACCUACCUUCUAAGGUAGAUGCAGAGCGCAAGAUGAUGAUACUGAACCAGGACUACAAACCUCCACUAAAGAUGUCGAGGCUGGAGAACAACGUAGGUGCACUUGUAGCUGAUACUCGGAGCACUCAACAGCAUAACAGCACAUCACCAUUUCAGUCAGUGGAGACCAAAACCAGUCCUGUGGUCAAGAUCAUCCGAAUGGCACCGUCCCCUAUACCCUCAGCGGAGGAGUCCAGUCUGAGUGAUGACUUUGCAGAGGAGAAUAGUCACAGUGGGAUGACAGAACCACUUAAGACCAUCAUUACCCAGGUAACCACAACCUCUACAACCACCACAACUGUAGUCUCCACAGAGAUGACGAUGGUCAAAGCACCAUCCAAAGCAUCAGGAGAGAGGACACCGUCUGUGGAAUCGACAACAGAAAGCAGCGCAGUGUCCACCCUUACUACCAUGACCAAAACAACUGUGACCAAAAUUUGUUCCUUGGGGAUUGAUGGUCAGUCAGAAGACAGUCAGAGUGAAAUAGUGACACAGGAACAAAAGGCAGCCUCUGUCAUUAAGUCAGCAACAGACAGUAGGGGUGAAACCUCAGUGUCUUGUGUUUCUGUGAGCCAAGAGGACUAUUCAUCAACAAAGGGCCGUGUUCGCCUCCUCAAGUUCUCUCGCACCAAGAAGACACGCUCAGACACCGCCCUUCCUUCUUACCGCAAGUUUAUCACCAAGAGCAACCGCAAGAGUAUUUUUGUACUGCCACAUGACGAGUUGAAGGUGCUCGGGAGGCGAGGUGGAUUCCGUGAGGUGCCCAUAUUCAGCUACAAUGCCAAGCCAGCUUGGGAUAUCUGGCCAUAUCCUUCACCCAGGCCCACGUUUGGCAUUACCUGGAGGUAUCGCCUGCAGACGGCGAAGACUCUGGCUGGUGUGAGCCUGAUGCUCAGGCUCCUGUGGGCCUCUCUGAGAUGGGAUGACAUGGCUGUGAAACCAUCCGCUGCCUGCACUACACGUACAGAGACGUCAGAUACUGAAAUCACCACCACCGAGAUCAUCAAGCGCCGAGACGUGGGGCCCUAUGGCAUUCGCUCAGAGUACUGCAUCCGGAAAAUCAUCUGUCCACUUGGAGUGCCCGAGACUCCAAAAGAAACCCACACCCCUCAAAGGAAGGGGCUGCGCUCCAGCGCCUUACGCCCGAAGAAACAGGAGCCCGCCAAGCAGACAGGGCCGGUGGUGAUUGAAACCUGGGUGGCUGAGGAGGAGCUGGACCUCUGGGAGAUCAGAGCCUUCUCAGAAAGGGUGGAGAAGGAGAAAGCUCAGGCAGCAGAGCAGGCCAAGAAACGUCUGGAGCAGAAGCCAGGCGGAGUCACAGCUACACCAGCAGGGACUCCCGCAACACCCGCCGCCACGCCGAAAGUCAUCGUCGGUUCACUGUCAGGCCAGGGCACCCCCAGCACCAAGGUGGUACUGUCAACCAAGAUGGGCACCCCUGUCACAUUCCAGCAGAACAAGAAUUUCCAGCAGUCCUUCGCCACCUGGGUGAAGCAGGGUCAAAGCACACAAGGAGCGGGUACAGAGACCACCACAGCAACAUCUAGUGGGAACACUUUCCAGAUUACGGGAACAUCAGUGGGUGGAAAGGUAGUGACCACCAAGCUGCCGCUGCCCGCCAACAGCAAGAUCGUCACAGUCAACGUGCCAACUUCACAAGGAGGUGUGGUUCAGCAGAAGGUGUUGGGUAUCAUCCCAUCCAGCACAGCAGGCGGUGCCCAGACCUACACCACAUUCCAGCCCCGCACUAAUACGCUCAACAUCAGGCCCAACACUCCAGGUUCCCAGCAACAGGUUCUGGCAGCUGGUGGGCAGAUCCGUCCAGGAAUGACAGUGAUCCGAACACCAAUCCAGCAGACGGGACCAAUGGGAAAGACGAUACUCCGAACUCCUCUCGUGGUCCAGCAAGGUCAGGGUGGACAGCAAGUAGUGACGCAGAUCAUUCGUGGCCAGGCAGUUUCCACGGCAAUAUCUGGUGCCAGCCCGGUUGCCACAGUCACUGGCCAGGGGGCGGCCAGCCCUGCCACAGCAGGGCAAACACCACCUGGGACACCACGGGCACAGGGGCAAGGCCAGGUUAAACUGACACUGGCACAACUCACCCAGCUCACACAGAAACAGCAGGCCGGGUCAGGUGUCGAACGGCAGGCCGGUGUCGCUGGCACCCAACAGGCUCUGACAGUGAUGGUUCAGGGGCAGGGCCAGACCAGCGGUCAGCUGCAGAUCAUACCUCAAGGCGUCACCGUCAUCCCGGGACCCGGCCAGCAGCUCAUGCAGGCAGCGUUGCCCAAUGGCCAGGUGCAACGUUUCCUCUUCACCCCCUUGGCUUCAUCUGCCACACCAACAUCAAGCACAGCCACCACAGUUCCUGGCCAGCCAAACUCCACCUCUAACAAAACUCCAGCCCAGCCCGCCCAGCAGGCUGCUGCACCCAUUCAGGCAGGGGCGACCCCCUUGGCCACCACCAGCACUCCUUCAUCAUCCACCCCGCAGGGCCAGUUACCCCCUCAGACGCAGGCUCACAUGCCCAUCCAGUCUCCCACUUCGUUGCAGGUGAAAACGCAGGGAGGAACUGCUCAGCUGCAGCUGCAGCAGACACCACAGCUCAUUAGCAUGUCUGGACUACAGCAGCAGGUACAGGUGUUGGCCCAGCUGCAGGCCCAGCAGGGUGGAGGCUCUCUGCCACAGCACAUCAAACUGCAGCUUCCUAUCCAGAUACAACAGAGCGGGACCACCUCAGCUCAGGGAGGACAGAUUGGGAACGUGGUGACCAUCCAGGCAGCUUCUGUCCAGGAGCAGCUGCAGAGGAUCCAGCAGCUCAGAGAACAGCAACAGCAGAAGAAGAGACAAGCUGCUGAGGCCAAGAGAGAGCAAGUCCUCAAUGCAGCCAGCCAGAGCGACAUCAUUCAGAAACAGGUGGUGAUGAAACAAAACGCUGUGAUUGAGCACCUGAAGCAGAAGAAGACCAUGACGCCUGCAGAGAGAGAAGAGAAUCAGAGGAUGAUAGUAUGCAACCAGGUGAUGAAGUUCAUCCUAGACCGGAUAGACAAGGAUGAGAGGCAGGCAGCCAAGAAGAGGAAGAAGGAGGAGGUGGUGGAAGCCAAGAGGAGGUUGGCGAAUGCCAGCAAGCUCUCUUCACUCCUGUACCGGCACAAAGAGAGCCUCAAGAUGGAGAUCCUCAAGAAGCGGGCGCUUCUUGACAAGGAACUGCAGCUAGAGGCCCAGGAGGAGCUGAAGAGAGACCUUUUACGGAUGCGGAGGGAGAAGGAGAGGGCUCAGGCUGCAGCCCAACAGGCGGCCCAGGCAGCUGCCGCCGCCGCCGCCCGCAACCAGCAGCAACACACUCUGGCACACGCACACAGCAUCGCCUCACAGCACCACCUCACCACGACCGUCACUUCCACACACAAGAGGAAACGGGAGGAGGAGAGAGAGACUGUGACGUCAGCCAAGUCCAAGAAGAAGAAGAUGAUCUCGACAACAAGCGCCAAGGAGAGCAAGAAGGACACCAAGCUCUACUGCAUCUGCAAGACGCCCUACGAUGAGACCAAGUUCUACAUUGGUUGUGACUUGUGUACCAACUGGUAUCAUGGAGACUGUGUGGGCAUCACAGAGAAGGAGGCCAAGAAGAUGGAUGACUACAUCUGCGUGGAGUGUAAACGGGGCCAGGAAGCCAGCACAGAGGAGCUGUACUGCAUCUGUCAGACACCAUACGACGAGUCCCAGUUUUACAUCGGCUGUGACCGGUGUCAGAACUGGUACCACGGUCGCUGUGUGGGGAUCCUACAGAGCGAGGCCAACCACAUCGAUGAAUACGUAUGCCCGCAGUGUCAGUCCACAGAGGACGCCAUGACGGUCUUCACACCGCUCACUGACAAGGACUAUGAGGGCCUGCGGCGAACUCUGCGUUCCUUACAGGCACAUAAAAUGGCAUGGCCGUUCCUGGAGCCAGUGGACACAAAUGAUGCCCCGGACUACUACAGGGUCAUCAAGGAACCAAUGGACCUUUCCACCAUGGAGGAGAGGUUACAGAAGCGUGAGUAUGUCAAGCUGACAGAGUUUGUAGCGGACAUGACCAAAAUCUUCGACAACUGCCGCUACUACAACCCCAGUGACUCGCCCUUCUACCAGUGUGCCGAGGUUCUGGAGACCUUCUUUGUCCAGAAACUCAAAGGCUUCAAAGCCAGCAGAUUGUGAUGUCAAACUCCUGGGUGCUGGGGUCACUCUUAAAACAAACAAAAAAAAAUUAUUUGCUAUCUCGGAUGUUGCUGUUUUUACUUGUCUAAAACAGCGUUAAAAACUUUGUAUGAAAGUGCAUAUAUUAAGCCACACUGUAGGUGUGAUCCUUUUUUAUUUUAGAAGCAAAGGAAAGAAAAACGUUUCUACUGUCUUAUAAUGGCAGCCAUGUUGGUAACACAAAGCAUUCAAGGGAAAAUGUAUUUUCUUACACUUGCAACAGAUGACUGAUAUUUUGUUUAUGUUUGAGUUGAAUAUAAGACAAAAUAUGAAGUUUGUCAUUCUCUUCCUUGAGAUUCAGUUUUGACAAAAAAAGAAAUUAAAAAAGCUAUUGGUUUUGAUUGUGAAAACUACACACACACACAGAUAACUUAUCUUUUAAUUUGACACAACUGUUGUUUAUCGUCUUUGUCAUAACAUGCUGCAGCAGAACAUUUUUACCUCAUUUCUUAGCUGAGAGUUUUUUUAAAAAAAGCAUGCAACAUUAUUAGUUUCUUUUUAUUCGUUGUAUCCAUGUCUAAUUUUAUUUCAUGUGCAUAUUAUAUUUUUUGUGAAGGACUAUUUUUGUGUUCUAAAGGAAAUAAUGGUAGGAUCUGUAAAGAUAGAUUGGAGAAAAAUGUAGUUUAGCUUUCCUGUUCUAAAUAUGGCAAGCUUGACUGUCUCCAGUUUAAAAAUAAAAAUAAAAAAAAAAAAGAAAAGUUCUUGUAUAUACACUGUUGGGCUCACAUCGCAUCACACACUUCGAAAACAUUUCACCAACAUGGCUGCUUGGUCUCUGUCAAAGUGUCUGACCCACUGGCAUCCAAUACCUGUUUUUGUUUUGUUUGUUUUUGUAUUUCCACUAGUGCAUAUUUUUGUCAUAUUGUAAAGCUUUUAAUAAAAAAGGAAACAACAAGAA